Messenger RNA from Candidozyma haemuli, 3270 nucleotides. RefSeq lists its product as uncharacterized. Gene Ontology annotation, cellular component: chromatin. Gene Ontology annotation, biological process: DNA-templated transcription; regulation of transcription by RNA polymerase II. Lineage: Eukaryota; Fungi; Ascomycota; Pichiomycetes; Serinales; Metschnikowiaceae. Gene Ontology annotation, molecular function: DNA-binding transcription factor activity, RNA polymerase II-specific; RNA polymerase II cis-regulatory region sequence-specific DNA binding; zinc ion binding. The coding region runs from base 1 to 3270 and encodes 1089 amino acids. The transcript has a single exon. The record is from RefSeq and is a predicted model, not a curated record.
AUGGUAAAAACGGAACCAGUCCACGAGGAUGACUCGGUCCGCAAGAAGAAAAGAAGAAACCUCGGCCAGUUCCCUUGCUCCCAAUGUAGCAAGGUCUUUACCCGAUCCGACCAUUUGGCCAGGCAUUACUUGAACCACCAACCAAAGGAGGUUUACGUAUGUGAAAAGCUUGUUAAAAACCAUAACGGCGAACUGCGUGUGUGUGGCAAGACCUUUGUUAGAAAAGAUUUGAAAGAGAGGCACCUAAAGAGGCACAAAAUGCUUGAUGAGCAGGAUGGAAAAUGGGAAGAUGAACUGGACCAGAGUCCGCUGCAGCUGGUGAAACACGAAGAGCUACGAGCAGGUGAGGUUCAGGAGGAGGUGGAGAUUCCACAGACACAGCCGCCUGUUCAUGUUCAGAAUCAUCAAAACCAUCAACCGGUUCAGCACCAGCAGAAUCAACACAAUGUCCAUAACCAGCAGCUUCAGCCACUUCCGAACCAGGGCGUGCAAAACCACCCGCUUCCGAACCACCAGAUCCCAAACCAGCCUCUACAGGGAGACAUGAAUGUUCUUCCGCCCCAGCAUCAAGGUAUGCCUCCAUUUGGUGGACCACCGCAAGUCCACUUCCCAAACCAUAACCCCAAUAUCCAAAUCCAGGGCCAGAUGCCUCAUAUGGGUCUUCGACAGCAACAAGUGGCUCCUCCGCCUCCGCUACAAAUGGGGCCUUCGCCUCCAGACAUGUACCGUAUGAACCCAAACAUGCCUCAGUCCCAGACGGAUAUUUUGCUGUGGCUCUUUACAGACCAAGAUCCUGGCUUGCCCAAGGACUUAGUGCAGCCUUACUCGUCGUCUUCUAACAUUUCCAUGUCUCCAGAAGUGGCUGCAAACGGUAUGCCUAUGGAUAUGACCCGUCAGAUCUCUCCUAGACAACAUUCAGAGAUCUCUCCCAUGUACUACAACGCUGUGCCCGAGGCUAUGAUUAAUAUGAACCUUCAAGACCUCAACUUCUUCCUGAAUAAUGAUAAUCCGCUAGACGAGGUUUUUCUACGGCCAUCCACUGAUCCUACGCAUUUGGGCGAUGCUACUGCUCCCAAAGGUCCUUGGAAUAUAAGCUCCACCAACUCCAGCACUCCAAACACAACCGAUACACUUACGCCGAGAUCUGUGGGUGACCACAGUCCUGAAGCACUUACUCUGGAAACCAUAGAAAACAGAGUGGCCCACCAUACUGCUAAGAACAUCGCCAAGAAUAGGCAUUACCAUGUGGACGCAGUGCUAGUUGAACGCUUGGCUAGCUGUCUACCUGGCGUCACAUUGGAGUCGCUUAGCAAUAUUCUUCGUUCGUCCCCAACAGAUCCACUUGUCCAUGACAGACUAUCGUUCUACUUGUAUGGGUACUGGGAGAUCUUCCAUCCAAAGUUUUCUAUUCUACAUAAACCUUCGUUUGAUACGAAGACGGCAGAGCCUUUGCUUCUUUUGGCCAUGAUUAUAGUUGGAUGUCUGUAUUGCAGAGGCUCUACUUCUCAAAUACCUAGACUCAAGCAUUGCCCAGAGUAUAAUCUUGCAACGCUCGUUGCUUUGCCUUUGCGUUUUACGCUUUUCCAGCAUGAAGAUUUCAGGUCUCCAGUGAGAGUAUGGAUUCUUCAAACGCUCAAUCUCCUAGAGUGGUGUGAGAAGAAUCGUUUACAGAGACAUAUGCAUGAGAGGGCCCAUAUUCACCACGGAACUACAGUGCAGUUGUUACGUCGUUCGCCUUUCUUAGGUGGAAAUCCUACUGUGGCCAAUAAAGAACUCACUUCUGCAAGUGAAGCCAACACAAGUGCCGGUGAAGAGGAUGGAAGCAUGACUGAGGAUAUGGAUGAAGCUGCACGCUCCGACCAGGCGUUGUUCAACAAAUGGGUGGAGUCUGAAUCUAUGAAGCGUGUCACGUUCAUGACGUUUUACUUGGAUGUCAUUGACUACAUCAAGUUCCGUCAUAAUCCACAGAUUCCAUUCUUCCAACUCCAGCUUUUGAACCUUCCUUGUGAGGAGGAUGCAUUGUGGGCCUCUUAUGAUAUCAACGGGUCUUUCAAGAAGACGAUUAGAAGACAGAAGAAGCUCCAAAAGGCAAACCAAAACCUGAAUGUGCGUCCACUUAAAAACCAGAACCAAAUCAAGCCUGGAAUGAACUUUUUAAGUGCGCUCAAGAAGAUCAUGAAGCAGGGUAGCCCAGAACGAGCAAUGUCAAAGGUUUCAUUCUUCACGAAACUGAUUUUAUUUGGUGGUAUUGUGUCUAUCAUGCAUCUGAUGCAACAGACCGAAUUGCAGAGUAGUUUCUCGCAAAUCAUGUCUUCGGAACGGUACGUGAAGAAUAGAAACCAAAAGUGGAAGGAGAUACUCACCGUUGUUUUCGACGAGUACGAUCACGAAAUUUAUGCUGGCCUGAGUGGUUUUACGAAGGAUGCCUUCUUUAAUGUUAACCGCUGGCAAUGCAAGUUCCCCAUGUACCACUUGGCACAGAUCAUGGGCAUGUCGGACUUGAAUCAUUACGAUAUUGCCAUCUACGGUGGUUCUCCUGCCAACAUGAGUGUUGAUGCUACGAGCAAAGAUUUCUCGAUAGUACAGAAGAAACUCAACUCCAUGUGGACGAGGUCUCUUCCUUCUGUGAAGAAGAAUAUUGGAGACCUCAUCAACUACAAAAGUGUCAUUCACUGUUACUGGCUCUUGUGGGGACUUAUGCUUACUCCUUUAGGUAAGGACGGCAAUCCUACUGGCCAGCCCUUGACUUAUGAUUGGCGUGUUGAGCACGAUAUUCAUGAUAGUCUCUACGCAGUGAGUGUCGCUACGAUGGUAUUGUGGUGUUUUUGCUAUUCUGUUUAUGGACCUGAGUCUACAAAGUUUGCUGAACACGGUGGACACCUUUCGUUAGAAGAUACCAGAAACCUAGAUAAGAUUGCCGGAUUCGCUGGGGAAGAUGGUUAUCAGUACCUUUUCCGAAUCCGCCAGGAGUUCACGGAGAAAAUCAAGAGCCAGAAUCUUUUGAACGAGUGUCUUCUCCAUAGCACGCGUUCCACCGAUGAGCAGAUGCCCACAAGCCAGAUCGUUCACAAGUACAGCGAGAUCUUGCCAAUGAUCAACAACAAGCAGAACAUCAGCGGCCUCUGUUUCCUUGUGGGCACCAAGUUGUUGCGCAGCGAGUGGCUGGUGCUCCGAGAGAAUGCCAAGUUGAUCAUCAACUGUGGCUUACGAUCUGCUGGCAAGGCGGAAGUGCACUGCCCAGAUCUUUUCAAGGAUGACUUUGUGAACUGA